This is a messenger RNA of Zea mays, 2995 nucleotides long. RefSeq names its product receptor-like protein 2. NCBI's taxonomy places the organism in Eukaryota, Viridiplantae, Streptophyta, Magnoliopsida, Poales, Poaceae. Gene Ontology annotation, molecular function: protein binding. The transcript has a single exon. Bases 551 to 2701 code for a protein of 716 amino acids. The record is from RefSeq and is a predicted model, not a curated record.
ACUACAAUCAUACAAUAUGUUUUUGGCGAAUCAGUACAGUUCACAUUCCACAAAAAAAUAUUGGAAAAUGGAAAAUGAGAAAAACAUUGCAAGGUUUAUAUUUUACAAAACCAACACAUGAAAUGCCACUGCAUAUAGAACAGAUAGUCUUCAUGGCUCUUGCAAAUGAAAUACCAAAUAUGCAGAGCAAAUAGUCUGUAUGACUUUAGCAAUUGAAGUAACAAUACAACCUUGCAAAUUUGCAGUGCCUUUCUUCCAGUAAAAUAAUUUUUACAUGAUUCACUAAUCAUCCGUGAACGAAGAUUAAGAAAAAACAAAAAAGGACUGAGACCUAGAGUCAGAGUGUUACCAUAAAAAAAGAAAGAUGCUCUUAUGAAUCUAGAUAUCAGAACUUGUACUUGCAGAAGGGUUACAAACAGAAUCACGAGAACACAAGGUGUAAAAGCAAUAUGGGAACAACAUCCUUGCAAGCUUUUCAAGAUUCUGUUGCCGCUGCUAUAUUAUAGCAUGAUGUGUUUGCGAGGUCCUACCCUGUUUCAUGUAAGAGACCAUGCAGCCACUCCAGUAUUCAUACAACAAUAGAAAAUCAGAAAUGCUACACAUACCUUUACUUGGUGUUAGUCUUGUGCUAUUGCUCUUCUUGGCCUCUCCUGCCAGCUCCUGCAAAGAAGAGGAGAAGACAUCCCUCUUCGAGUUCCUCAAUGGUCUCUCUCAAGCCUCUGGCCUCACCAGUUCAUGGCAGAAUGACACAAACUGCUGUCUAUGGGAGGGUGUCAUUUGCAAUGGAGAUAGAACUAUCAUAGACAUCUCACUAGCUGCUAUGGGCCUUGAGGGGCACAUAUCACCCUCACUUGGCAAUCUCAACGGCCUGUUGAAGCUCAACCUAUCUGGCAACUUGCUCUCCGGUGGACUCCCAUCGACACUGUUGCUCUCCAGCAGCAUUACUGUCCUCGAUGUCAGCUUUAACAAGCUCAGUGGAGAAUUCCAUGAGCUGCAAUCCACGCCUAACAGCGCGAUGAAGGUAAUGAACAUCUCGAGUAACUUCCUCACAGGAUAUUUUCCAUCCACCACAUUGGAGGGCAUGAAGAAUCUGGCUGCUCUCAAUAUGAGCAAUAAUAGCUUUGCUGGGGAAAUUCCGAGCACAAUUUGUGUUGACAAACCAUUCUUUGUGGUCCUUGACCUUAGCUACAACCAGUUCGUUGGUAGAAUACCCUCAGAGCUUGGUAAUUGCUCUGGUUUGAAAGUGCUUAAGGCUGGCCAGAACCAACUCAAUGGGACCCUUCCAUCUGAGAUCUUCAAUGUUACCUCACUAGAGCACCUCUCUUUCCCUAACAACCAUUUGCAAGGAACACUUGAUCCUGAGUGUAUAGGAAAACUCAGAAAUUUGGUCAUCCUUGAUCUUGGGUGGAAUGGACUAAAUGGCAAGAUCCCGAAUUCUAUUGGGCAGCUCAAGAGGCUGGAGGAGCUUCACUUAGACAAUAACAACAUGUCUGGAGAGCUGCCACCAGCCCUUAGCAGUUGCUCAAAUCUCACAACCAUCAUCCUUAAAGACAACAACUUCCAAGGAGAUCUCAACCAUGUCAACUUCUCCACCCUGUCUAAUCUAAAAUUUUUAGAUUGCAGGUCAAACAAAUUCACUGGAACAAUUCCAGAGAGCCUCUACUCCUGCAGCAACCUUAUUGCGUUGCGAUUAUCUUUCAACAACCUUCAUGGUCAAUUUUCAUCAGGGAUAAACAAUCUCAAGUCCCUCAGAUUCCUAGCUCUCGCUCACAAUAGUUUUACAAAUAUCAGAAAUACACUUCAAAUCCUCAGUAAGUCCAGGACACUCACUCUCGUGCUGAUUGGGGGCAACUUCAAGCAUGAGACCAUGCCAGAUGAUGAUGAAUUUCAUGGCUUUGAGAAUCUCAUGGGUCUUGGCAUAAAUAAAUGUCCACUGUAUGGGAAGUUACCUAACUGGCUGGCUAAGCUCAAAAACUUGCGAGCUUUACUAUUAGACGAUAACAAACUCAGUGGACCAAUACCAGCCUGGAUUAAUAGCUUAAACCUUCUUUUCUAUCUAGACAUAUCCAAUAACAAUCUCACUGGUGACAUACCAACAGCACUGAUGGAGAUGCCAACGCUUGAGGCAGCUCACUCUGCCCCAAUAAUACUUAAGUUUCCUGUCUACCUGGCACCGUUUCUUCAAUACCGUACAACCAGUGGCUUCCCUAAAAUGUUGAAUCUAGGAAACAACAAAUUCAACGGUAUAAUUCCUCCAGAGAUUGGCCAGCUACAGGCACUCCUUACACUCAACUUGAGCUUCAACAACUUACAUGGGGAGAUCCCACAAUCAGUCGGCAACCUCACCAAUCUGCAGGUGCUAGACUUAUCCUACAAUAAUUUGACCGGUGAAAUCCCUUCUGUGCUGGAGAGGCUUCACUUCCUUUCCAAAUUCAACAUUUCCAGCAACGAUCUAGAAGGGCCUGUUCCAACUGGGGGCCAGUUUAGCACAUUUCCAGACUCUAGCUUUUUUGGAAACCCAAAGCUGUGCGGCGCUACGCUGAUGCGCCACUGUAAUUCAGCAGAUGCAGUUCCAGUCACCGAUGUCUCCACGGAAGAGUACGCCGAUAAGGUCAUCUUUGCGGUGGCCUUUGGUAUGUUCUUCGGUGUCGGAGUGUUGUACGACCAGAUGUUCCUGUUCAGAUACAUUUAUUUUGGCUGAAGCUACUUGAGUAGAAGUGUAGUACAAUAAUGUAUUAAUGUGUCCUUGUUAUGGAUACACAGUGUACAUAACAGAACCUAACAAUAAACAGACAUAGCUUCAAACUUGAGUAAUGCAAUCGAGCGGCGCCAGCAGCAGGCAGCAAGAUUAGCACAUCUCAUUGUUAGCGACAUUUAGCCCAUGCCCUCCACUCGAUGGAUGGUAUGAGUGGAGGCGCAGAAUAAUCUGUACUGAAAUAAACUCAAAUGGGAGUAUGUAGUCACUGGACUAUGUUGAUUUACUGAGUUAAUGCGA